GGCAAAAUUCACGCGACUUCCGCGGCUGUCGCAAUGCUUUUCGCCCUGCUGCGGCCCCAUGUGGCGGAAGCCGUCAAUGUGGUCGCUCGCUUCGACCUAGUGCUGGUCUUAGUGGCUGCAGCGGCGGUGCAGUCCAUCCACAGCUAUGGACGCAUCACGCUGCCCAUUCCCGCAGAGGCAGAAGAGAUGGUCGACAGGGGCUUCUACCCUGAGACCACGUCAGACUGGAUCAAGGUCUUCGUGUUGGGCGUCGCGGUGCGGAUCCGGGAGAUGGACGAGAGGCUGCGCGCCAGCCUCGCGGCGCCCGGCGCCGUGAGCAUCGCGGAGAUCCGGCGAGACUUUGCGAGUGUGGCCAUGGCCUUGCUGGCAGUGGUGGGCCUUCUGUUUCUGAUGCUCAUCCCCCUGCUGGGGAUCACCUGGUGGCUCUUGGAGCGCCCAGGCCUGCGCCCUCACCUCAACGAGGUGCUGGAGGGCUGGAGUGCCCUGCAAUGGCUGGAGCGCCCGCUGCGGCCCUUGCUGCGCUUUGGGAUCGCCGUCUCCAAAGCUGUAGGCCUAGGAGAUGCCGAUGAGGAGCUGCUGUCGCAGGAGGAUGGCGUAACACGUGCCAAGCGCUUGCUGAUCGGGCUGGUCAUGCUGAAUGUCCUCCUCAGCAUCGUCCUGCUCGUGCUCCUUUCUGCAGUCUCCUCGAUGUUUCGGAUGAUGUGAACGCGUGAUCUUGCCCAGCGGCAUGUUGCGUCCGUGCUUUCAAGAUGUGUGUUCCGUUUCCGGUUUCCCCUUUCUUUUUGUUUGGUGUUUUGUUCCUUUUGUUUGUUUUUUUCUGUUCAAACAACCAAACAAACCUCUCUCGAGGACAAACACUCGGGUGAGAAGCCCAACGGGUGUGCGUUCCAUGUGAUUUCGCCGCAACUGAAGUCACAAAGUUGACUCCCAGAAACCCAGGCGAACGCGAGGAGUAAAGCGGC
This is a messenger RNA of Effrenium voratum, 962 nucleotides long. Lineage: Eukaryota; Dinophyceae; Suessiales; Symbiodiniaceae. The record is from the annotation of a GenBank genome assembly.